Molecule: messenger RNA, 6778 nt
Organism: Esox lucius (northern pike)
Lineage: Eukaryota; Metazoa; Chordata; Actinopteri; Esociformes; Esocidae
Gene: bod1l1
Product: biorientation of chromosomes in cell division 1-like 1
Exons: 28
Coding region: 122-5554 (1810 amino acids)
Source: RefSeq, a predicted model, not a curated record
CCGGGUUAAAUUCGUUCGGUCUAAAAAAGAAAACAUUUAGAAAUAUCGAAGCUGUUAAGAAGCGACUGUUAAAUUUUAAUGCUUCUUUAUGUUUGCGAUUUAAAUUAGAAACACGUAACGGAUGGCAGGUUUACCACCCGGAGACCCUCAGUUGGUCUCUAUGAUCGUCAAUCAUUUAAAAACGCAAGGUCUUUUUGAUCAAUUUAGAAGGGACUGUUUGGCAGACGUGGAUACGAAGCCUGCAUACCUGAAUUUAAGACAGCGAGUGGACAACUUCGUGUCCAAUCACCUUUCCAACCAUACAUGGAGUCCUCACUUGAACAAGAAUCAGUUGAGAAACAACAUCCGGCAGUUAGUACUUCAGAGGUCUGGGAUGCUGGAGCAAGGAGUUGACAGGAUAGUCGCUCAAGUGGUGGAUCCCAAAAUCCAUCACACCUUUAGGCCGCAGGUGGAGAGGGUGGUCCGUGAAUUCCUCUCCCCUGGAAGCUAUGUUGAGGAACACCCUGUCCUGUCUGCUCCUGUGGAGGAUAAGCAAGAGUUGAAUCUAUUAGUACAAGCAAAUCCAUCUGCCCCUGCUACUUCAAUGGCAGGUGAUGCCAUGUCCAUUCUGGAUACAAUUACCAACCUGAACCAGGAAGCCAGCUCCCGGGCCAGCUCCAAUGGAGAGAAGGGCCGUAAAGGAGGCAGUGAGAAGGAUCAAUUCUCAGAUUCCAUGCAGGAGGCUGAAGCAGGACAGCAGGAAACAGGUCUGUUGGAGGAAGGGGAAGAGGACCAGAAGAGGAAGACACCAGAGCAGGAAGAGGAAGCAAAGCUUGUGUCAGAGGUCCAGGCCAUUGAAGUCAAAACUGAGGACGUACAGGAACAGUACUCUGAGAGAGAGGGUAUGACUGAGGAUGAGGAGGAAGAGUUUCGAAAUCAAGAGCAGACAGAAGAGAGCAAAGAAGUCAAGAGCACUGGACUGUUGAAAGAUGAGGUACAGAACAAGGAUUUGGAUCCCCUUCAGUCCCCCAAUGAGAAACACCAUAUCAAGCAGAAGGCCAGAGAGAGGUUAAAAGAAGAAUAUUCUUUGGAGGAUUCUGAUCUUGAUGGCCUCAGUGACAUCACUGUGAGCUCGGUCCACACCAGUGACCUGUCCUCAUUUGAGGAGGACAGCGAUGAUGAGCAGCCACUAUCCGAUUCUACAGAAGACGGCGAAGUCUCGUCCGAAAAUGAUAAGUCUGAGGAAAAGAAGACCAAUGCUGAAGAUGACAACGAGGGUUGUGCCGAGCGCAAGCCACGCCGACAGGCCUAUGUCCAUAAACCCUUCCUCUACUCACGUUAUUAUAGCGACUCUGAUGAUGAAGUCACAGUGGAGCAGCGUCGUCGGUCAGCAGCCAAAGACAAGGAGGAGAGGCUGUUGAAAAGACAGCAGAACAGGGAACGCAUGGAGGAGAAGCGUAGACAGAAGGCAGCUCAAGUUGAAGACCAGGAGACAAGGCUGCAGACUCCUUCACCCAGCCUGGAAGCUCAGGAUCCCAGGGCGAAAGCAGCUCGCAAGGAAAAAAAAGUUCUUGAGAAAAAGAUGGCUGUUAGUAGGAAGAGGAAGCGAGACUUGCGGAAAGAGGGAUAUGUAAUAGUCAAGAGAAAAGAAGAUACAUCAGGGGACAUUAACAAAAAAGAAGAAGGAAAAUCUACUUCCUGUAAGAGCUUUCAUCACAAGUCAGUCAGAAAAGUCUCAGAGUCUGUAGCAGCAGAAGAUGGGUACAGAAGGAAGAGCGGAAGCAUCUCUGAGGACGCUGGAGAACCUAGAAAGCUGACAGAUAAAAGUCGAACACAUUCCUUUAUCCUGGACUUGGAGCAGGGAUCUGAGUCACCACUCAGGCAGCGACUCGCCGGAAAAUUUGACCGCCUUUCUCGCAAGGAGUUAAACCCCAAAGAGCGCAAAGAGAAAGAGCGCAGCCUGUCAGACGAGCGUGCCAAAUUUAAGCAGAAGAGGGUAGGCGGUGAAUACCACACAGAGCAGAAAGAAGGGGUCCUCAUAAAAAUAUCUUCUGAUGACAAGGGCGAAAGAAAGUUCAAGGUCAAAGGUGACCGGAAAGUGUCAAUGAAUGUCAGGGAAGGUAGGGCUUCUGUUUCAGAAGGGGGUGCCUCUGAUGAGGGGGCUGGCAGGGAAAUCACAACCAAGAAGGGGAAGCUGCCAUCUGCUGAAGCUGCCAAAUUUGAGAAGGACAAGAUGAAAGAGAAGGAGAAAGACAAGAUGAAAGACAAGGACAGGGAGAAGGGCAAAGGAGAGAAGAUUACAGUUAAAAGUGGCCCUAAGCCGUUACUAUGUCCGGAUUCCACUGGCUCUUCUGAGGAAAGGUCUGACAUGGAGCCUGGAUAUGAAAUCAUCAAGAAAAAAGAGAAACACCCCAAAGAUAUCCUUAAGAGGUCAAAGAACCACAAUGAGGACAUGCGUGGAGAAAAAACGAAACCUAAACCUGACAGUGAGAAGGAAAAACCCAGUGUAGAACAUGUUACUCAGGAAAACCAGAAGCCAAGUAAGUCAGUCUCUGAAACUGAAAAAAAGUCCAGAGAGACGGAGCCUGGAUUGAAGGCCAUGGAAAAGUCUAGAUCCAAAUUGAGAGAAGAUCUAAAAGUUCAGUCUUCAUCUAAAAUGGAUAGGAAAGCCCUGGCUUUGGAGAACAAAAACAAGGGUGGGUGCAGACCUGAAAUGGCAAAGGAAAGAAAUCGUGAGGGCAGCCUGAAGGAGCAAAAGAAGGAUCCUGAAGAAAAGCAACUAGAGAAAAUGGAAGGCAGGACUGGGAAGAAAAUGGUUGACAAAAAAAUCAAAAGUCUGGUACAAAAAGAGAGCCAGGAUGAGAGAAAUGGGCAUAAAGUGGAUGAAAAGUUGAUUAAGUCAUCCUCGGUUUCGUCCCCAGCUAUUACUGAUCUACCUCUGAAAAUAAACCAUCAAUCCAAGGACACAAGCACAGACUCGGAUCGCACCGCUGCUACCUUUGCCACCUCAAUCUCUGAUGAUACGUAUGAUGCUUUGAGCGACAUCACCCCUGAACCGGAAGAUGAUGAUGAUGUUGUAAUGCGACUUCAAGAAGUGGAACCGGGUCCCUUGACAAGUGGGGCAGAUGCUCUGCUGACUUUGAUGGACAUCUGUACUUCAGCAGAUGCUAGACUUUGUGAAGGAAGUGGCAUCACCAGUGCCAUGCAGGAAGACACCUGUCCAGAGCUCUCCUUUCAGGAAGCUGACAUAAAGAUGAAAGAGGCUGCUCUGACCCUGCUCUCCAUGGACCCCGAAAGUAUCAUAUCACCUAGCUUGGUCACUCUGGAAGUCAAAGAGGUGUCCACACCUGCUCUUCAGCUGGAAACAACACUGUUUAUGAAAGAGCAGGAGGAUGCUGAGGAUGUUAUGGAAAUUGAUAAAAGUGAUGUAACGACUACUUCCUUGUAUUCAGAAAAAAUGCAUGAAUGGUCUCAAGAUGUUUCUUACACUGGUGUGAAAAUUACAGAUGUUACAACAGAGACUUUAGUUGGAGGGAUUUUGCAGGACAGUAAAGCUACUAUUGAUAGAGAUGAAAAACUAGGCCUUGUUGUUCUUGAGCAAGAGCCUGUAUUGGGAUCAUCAGUCAACAAACCAGCACCAAGUGAAGCUGCGUCUGAAACCGAAUUGGACAAUGUGAAAUCUGAAACCAUUGAGGAUUCUGAUGCAGUUCCCAUUCAGUAUGUAGCAGACACUUCUAGUCAAGCAGGUAAAGAUGAUAAAGACCAGACUGACACACAACAGCGAAAGGGAGCCCCUGGGUCUGCAAAGUCUGAUUCAGCUGAACCACCAAAGGAAACUCGACGUGGCCGGCAGAUAAAGUUGGUCAAACAAGCCAGCAUUGCAUCCAAGUCAGAUGGACAAGAGGACGAGAACGGAUCCGACCUUCCUGAAGUGGACAAUGGACAAAAGGCCUCAGAACCCAGACCUCUACGAAGAGGAAGGUCAUCUAAAACCUCUACAGAUGGGGAGGAACUUACAGAGCCUGAGAAAGUGGAGGAGACUCCCCCUCGUCGAGGAAGAUGGCCCGGUGCUUUUUCCAAAGACACAAACUCAGGAAACAACAAGAAAAAUGCAGACGAAAAAGCAAGAGAGAUCUCAGAGGAGAAACGGCAGAUUCUUCAGAAAGAAGAUGAGGAGAGGAUUGUGCAGAAAAGAGGCGGUUGUCGUGGAAAACCUACUAAACCUCUUGUCUCCAAUGAUGAGGCCAAAGAAGUCAUGGAAACCUCAGAUUCUAAGAUAACCGAUGCCCGCAAACCUGCAGUGAAGAGGAAGAGGUCUGACGAAACUGAGCAAUCUGAGCAGGUGAGCCAGUCUAGGGAACAGGAGGAAAACCUGCCUAUAGAGCAGCAGGAGGAGGAAGAUACAAAGCCUGUGGAGCCGGAAGAGGUGGAUACACAGCCUGAGGAGCAGGAGGAGACCCAGGCUGUUGAGCAGGAGGAGGAGGAAUCCCAGGCUGUUGAGCAGGAGGAGGAGACCCAGGCUGUUGAGCAGGAGGAGGAGGAAACCCAGGCUAUGGCGCUGGAGGAGACUCCGGCUGUGGCGCUGGAGGAGACUCCGGCUGUGGCGCUGGAGGAGACUCCGGCUGUGGCGCUGGAGGAGACUCCGGCUGUGGCGCUGGAGGAGACUCCGGCUGUGGCGUUGGAGGAGACUCCGGCUGUGGCGCUGGAGGAGACUCCGGCUGUGGCGCUGGAGGAGACUCCGGCUGUGGCGCUGGAGGAGACUCCGGCUGUGGCGCUGGAGGAGACUCCGGCUGUGGCGCUGGAGGAGACUCCGGCUGUGGCGCUGGAGGAGACUCCGGCUGUGGCGCUGGAGGAGACUCCGGCUGUGGCGCCGGAGCUGGAGGAGACCCCGGCUGCGGCGCCGGAGGAAGAGGGGGAGACCCCGGCUGCGGCGCCGGAGGAAGAGGGGGAGACCCCGGCUGCGGCGCCGGAGGAAGAGGGGCAGACCCCGGCUGCGGCGCCGGAGGAAGAGGGGGAGAUGGCGCAGGAACCCCAACCUGGGCAGAAGGAUAGCCAGAAAUUUGACAUUAGGGGGCAAGAGGAGAAACAACUUCCAGAGGACAAUGUGAGCCAGUCUGAGGAUGUGGCGGAUGGGACCGAGCAAAGCUCCAAUGAGGGCAAAAUAAACAAUGAUGAUGAAGACAAAGACACACCUCAGAAGAAGCCUGCUCGGAGAGGGAGGCCCUCGAAGGGAACCGCAUCAUCAUCUGAGGAACCAGAGGAGACUGUAUCUGAGAAGCCAGACGAGAAAGACGACAAACAAAAAGAUGCGGAAGAGGAGGACGAAGAUAUUCCCAAAACCAGAACUGCAACACGAGCAGUUGCUCGACUCGAGGCUGAGAGAAACAAACCAAGUAAGCCUUCCACAAGAGCUCGGGGGAAAGAGGAGAACAUCGCAAACACACGUGGGACGAGAGGACAGGCUUCAGCAUCAGCCAAGGCAGGGGGUCGUAAACGUGAAGCCAGUCCCCCGGCAGUGCGCACCAGAGGAGGACAAAAAUUAGAGGAGCCCACUACAAAAAGGACCAAGCGAUGAACCAGUCACAAUCCAAUGCUGCUUUGCCAAGCUGCUUUGCCAAGCCUAGCAAUUGGAAGGUUCAAGGCUUUGACUGGUUUUUACAGACUGUUUAAAUUGUAAAUGGGAAAUGCACCUAAAUAUGUUGCUAUGUCACCUGGGAACUGUAAAUAGAAGGUUUAUGCUAAAUGGCUUGAAUAUUAUUCAUUGUGACUACAUAGGUGUGUACAAGCUCCUUGUGCAAAAAAUAUUCAGAGCCCUGCCAGUUCAUAUUUUAUUUGUGAAUUUAAACUUGUUUGAAUCCUACCUUUCUCUUCAGUCUUGUGUUGGAUAGGGACAUGUGGGGGUUGGAGGACAGUAUGAUCUAGCAAUGGUGCCCCUAACCUGUAUUUAGCUUAUGACACUAUCCAUUUCUAUACAGUAUUAUAGACAUUGCCCGGAUAGAGGUAACUAAGGCUAAGGAUUUCUGGGCCCCUUUACUGCUUCACCAUGGCCCCACAUGUUUUAGAUUUCAUUGUUAUUUUAAGAUUUAAGCAUAUAAUACCUCAUAAUACAGAGCAUUAGUGACCAAUCAUAGGUCUUAUGCAGAGAGCUGACUUUAACGCUAGUGGAGAGGACUUAACAAUCUUUGUCACUGACAGACCUUUUUUUGUCUGUGUUGGUCACUCCAGUUUCUGCACCCCUUUCAAACAUUUUUUUCAAACUAUAAAUCCAAAAACAUUGAGAUAUAUUUAGAACUUGGUGUUGUUUUUGCUAAUUUCCGUCAGUUUCCAUACCCAGAAUUCUCUCCUGUUACUGUGGACAUGAAAAUAUUAAUUCUAUGAAUGUAAAGGAGAAUGUUUGUCUUCUUUUUCCUUCUAUGCUUUUAGGUUUUUACAUAUUGAACUGUGCUUCUUGCUACUUUUGUCAAUAAUUGAUUUAUUUUUAAUUUUUGUUGAAUUUUGUAAAAUUGCCUUUUUAUCAGUAUUGGAAGAGAUUAAAUGUUUCUCAGAACAAUUUGCAAGUGGGACUCAUUCCUCACUCACUGACUUAACCUUUGGUUUUGAUCAAAUUGUUAAAUGUGUUUCAGGCCAUUAUGUGAAAUUAACUCAAAACGCAUUACACUUCACAUUUAGUGUUUACUUUUCAGUUCAGCACAUUUUGCAUUAACAAUUCUAGUACUUACCAUCAAAUACUUUUUUGCUAUUGUAAAAUCUUGCAAAUCUGUAGAGUAUGCUUAUCUCCAAUUAAAAUGUUUGAGUGUCA